Daphnia carinata is the source of this 1446-nucleotide messenger RNA. RefSeq lists its product as uncharacterized. Gene Ontology annotation, molecular function: ATP binding; protein serine/threonine kinase activity; RNA endonuclease activity. Gene Ontology annotation, cellular component: IRE1-TRAF2-ASK1 complex. The coding region runs from base 1 to 1446 and encodes 481 amino acids. Gene Ontology annotation, biological process: IRE1-mediated unfolded protein response; protein phosphorylation; intrinsic apoptotic signaling pathway in response to endoplasmic reticulum stress. The record is from RefSeq and is a predicted model, not a curated record. Lineage: Eukaryota; Metazoa; Arthropoda; Branchiopoda; Diplostraca; Daphniidae. The transcript is spliced from 8 exons.
AUGGCGGAUGUUUUCAGUCAAGUGUUUGAAGGAAAGUGCGCAGUUCGUGAUGUUGAAACUAAAAGAGUUCGAGUACAUCGUGUCCACAAAAGCAAAGACGAAGAAGCAUUGCUAGAGUUAAUUCAUCCAAACAUCAUCAAGCUUCUCCACUGUGGAAGUGACGAUGACUAUCUGUACUACGCGUUGGGUCCGUGUUUGGCCACUUUAGAUCAGCUGUUUUUGAAGUCGGAUGAUGUCGGAAAAUACAACGGACCUUCUGGUCUGAAAUACAUCCAUUCAAAUAAUUCAGUUCAUGGAGACAUCAAACCAGAAAAUAUCCUCAUUGCGCAGGGACCUGCUGGCCCACAUGAGAUAACUCUCAAAUGGACAAAUUUUGAACUGAUCAAAAGUGUCAGUGAAGAAAGGCAAAACAGUUCUAUCAGGAGAAAUAGGGAAUGGUUAGCCCCCGAGUUGCUUCAAUUGACAAAACCUAAAGAAAAUGUGGAUGAAACCAGUUAUCCAGAAGGCGUCAAGAGCGACGUUUUUGCCCUGGGACUUGUUUUCGGUAGUCUAUUCUUGAAUGGCGAACAUCUCUACGGUCCCACCGGAAAUGAAAAUGAAAUUGCCGACAACAUAGUUAUUGGAAAUCCGAUUAACAUGCAAAAAAUGGAUGGCAAAUUACGCGACUGCUACGAGAAGGACCUAUUGGAAAAUAUGUUGAAAAACGACCCUAAUGAAAGGAUGACAUCGAAAGAAGUAGACGUUCAAUUAAACUCCAUCAAGGAUAAGCUCCGUGGAAAAGAAAAAGAAUUGCUUGAAUUGUGUGGGCGUGAUUCGCGAGAGGAUCUCACGGGAAAAAUCAAAGAAUUAAUUCAGUUCGAAAUUAACCUGAACGCAAAGGACAAAGAAGGAAAUCUGAUGUUGCCGGACAACGCUGGAUGGAAUGCGUUGUACUAUUUGCAAAAUAAAGAUAAGAAAGAGAUGAAAAUUUGGCUCGACCGCCAAAAACCAAUAGGGGCAGGUGGUUUUGGUACGGUAUUUAAAGGGAAAUUCGGAGGUCGCGAAGUGGCAGUAAAAAGACUUGAAAUGCGUCACGUGGACAAAAUAGAAGAAGAAGCUAUGCUAAAGUUAGAUCACCCAAACAUCGUCAAACUUCUUCACUGUGAAAAGGACGAAGACUUUACGUACUACGCCUUGGAAUUAUGUGCCGCUUCUUUAGACCAACUUUUCCUGGAGGAGGAUGAUCCCAAAAAAUAUAACGGAUGUAUCCCACGUCAAGUCGAAGUUUUCCAUCAAUUAGCUAAAGGCCUGGAAUAUAUCCAUUCAAUGAAAUUAAUUCAUCGAGACAUUAAGCCGGAAAACAUCCUUAUUACGCAAAUGCCUGGAGAAUAUGAAGAAAUAAUAAUCCAAUGGGCUGAUUUUGGACUAUCCAAAAAGGUUACUGAACGGGGAUCAUACACAGGAUGA